This is a messenger RNA of Zygosaccharomyces rouxii, 306 nucleotides long. RefSeq lists its product as uncharacterized. Gene Ontology annotation, molecular function: endopeptidase inhibitor activity. Gene Ontology annotation, biological process: vacuole fusion, non-autophagic. NCBI's taxonomy places the organism in Eukaryota, Fungi, Ascomycota, Saccharomycetes, Saccharomycetales, Saccharomycetaceae. Bases 1 to 306 code for a protein of 101 amino acids. The record is from RefSeq and is a predicted model, not a curated record. The transcript has a single exon.
AUGAAGUUAUCAGCUAUUAUUGGUUUUAUCUCAGCUGUACAUGCUGCUACAACUUCAUAUAUCAUUACAAUAGAACAAACUGAUGUUCCUUCUAGCUUUUUAGAUUCUCUCAAGGAAAAGGUUCAUGAUGUUGGUGGGUACGUAACCCAUGAAUUCUCCCUAAUCAAAGGAUUCACUGCAGAACUAGACGAUACAGAAGUUUCUAAACUACAGGGUCAAAUCAAGCAAGCAGAACUAAAAUCUGGCUAUUCUGUUCACAUUGAAAAAGAUUCUGAAGUUCAUACUUUUGCAAGACAUGAACAUUAG